Ectocarpus sp. CCAP 1310/34 is the source of this 1521-nucleotide messenger RNA. The record is from the annotation of a GenBank genome assembly. NCBI's taxonomy places the organism in Eukaryota, Phaeophyceae, Ectocarpales, Ectocarpaceae.
AUGGCCCCUCCACAGCGGCCGGGAUCGGGAUGGCUUCAAAACGCCAACGGCAACAAGAACCAACCGACCCUGGCGCCGACGCCAGACCAGUCUGAGGUGACAAGGACCGCCCCUCUUCCUGAAGAACUCAUCGCGCGAACUGAAGGAGUCUCGAAGGAGGAAGAGGCGAGGAGAGUCGAGCGAGCCAAGAAGGCAGCGGAGGAGAGCAAGAAGCGGGAGAGGGAGGAGGAGGAGAUGUGCGCGAUCUGUUGCGAUAAGCUCCCGGACCUCGAGAGGGGCGUCCUCUCAUGCGGGCAUGUGUUUUGCUUCGCGUGCAUCCACCAGUGGACCAAGAACUCCAGCAUCUGCCCCGGCUGCCGCGUUCAGAUCAAGAGGAUCACGAAGACCCUGUCGCCAGCCGACGAGGCUAAGUCUAAGGGGGAGACUCGAAAACCGGUGAGCCUUGCGGUCACUCGCCAGCGAGGUUGGCGGAGCCUAUUUUUACCCGUCGAGCGAGCAUUUCGACUUUGUUUGUUUGCGCGGUUUCUAGGACCGCUGUUCUUGGUUGUAUCGCAGCGGGGCAUGAAGAAGAAGGUCAGGAAGCAGCUUAAAAGGGCUAGGCGUCGAGAUUCCAGGGCCAAGAAUCCGGCGGCCGGCUUCGUCACGAAGACCGUCCGCGUCCGCCCCAAGAGCCUCAAGAUGACACCGGCACAGCAGCGCGCGGCCCCGCACCCUCAGGCCCCCGGGGGGUGGAUGUACGUGCAAGAACAGCAGCGGCGGUUGCAGCAGCAGCAGCAGCAGCAGCAGCAGCAACAGCAGCAGCAGCAGCAGCAGGCACGAGUGAUCCAGCCCGCCCUAGCGAGGGGAGCACUGCCGGAGUCCAUGACCCAAGCUGACGCCGCGGACCUGUCCCCGCAGGAGGUGGAAGCGGUUGUCCGCAAUCAGGCGGCCGCCGCGCGUUAGCGUUCCCACCUGUCUACCUUGGAUUCAGUGCUACCCGCUGGUGACGGUUCCCCUACCCCUCUCCGGCUAGAGGCCGUGGCCGGCAGCGGCGGCCGGCAGCGGAAUUUUCCCCGGGUAUUCAGGCCCGAAUACCAAGACGAUUGAUGGUUUCGUUUGUAGGGAGCAAACUGCUGAUCGCGAAACGGAUAGGUUGUUUGGGAGGCAGGAACGACAAGCUGGGAGGCGAACACCAUGGGACGGAUUUGGGGCUUACUUUUCCGUGUUGGAGUGGAUUUCCCCCCCCUAACUCUGGCAGCAGCCGCAGCAGCCACAGGGGGUUUGCGUAGUGUCGUCAGGUUGAACUGACAGACAGGUCUCGGUCGUUUCUUGAAUCAGCCGUUGUAAUUCUGAUCUACCCCACCAGUGGGGUAGAUACGCUCCUCAUGCGCUUUCUCCAACGAGCUGUAUCUCGCCCUGCAAGCCUCCAAUCGACAGAGGACAUGAAUGAUUUUGUUUCUACGUCGCCAUUGGGCUAUGUCGGGACGCGUUGUGAAGGCGAAACGGUACACGGCACUUUAGGGGCAAAAUGGGGCCCAUCAA